Molecule: messenger RNA, 4728 nt
Organism: Capra hircus (goat)
Lineage: Eukaryota; Metazoa; Chordata; Mammalia; Artiodactyla; Bovidae
Gene: GRIK3
Product: glutamate ionotropic receptor kainate type subunit 3
Exons: 16
Coding region: 93-2852 (919 amino acids)
Biological process (GO): monoatomic ion transport; modulation of chemical synaptic transmission; synaptic transmission, glutamatergic
Cellular component (GO): kainate selective glutamate receptor complex; postsynaptic membrane; presynaptic membrane
Molecular function (GO): transmitter-gated monoatomic ion channel activity involved in regulation of postsynaptic membrane potential; kainate selective glutamate receptor activity
Source: RefSeq, a predicted model, not a curated record
GCCUCGGGGGCUGCUGCGCGCCCGCGCCUAGAGCUGCCGCCCCAGGGAGCCCGCCACGGCCGCGCCCCGGGCACGCUCGGCGGCGCCCAACGAUGACCGCUCCCUGGCGGCGCCUCGGGAGUCUGGUUUGGGAAUACUGGGCCGGGCUCCUCGUGUGCGCCUUCUGGAUCCCAGACUCGCGCGGGAUGCCCCACGUCAUCCGGAUCGGAGGAAUCUUUGAGUACGCAGACGGCCCCAACGCCCAGGUCAUGAAUGCCGAGGAGCAUGCCUUUCGAUUUUCUGCCAACAUCAUCAACAGGAACAGAACUCUGCUGCCCAACACAACCUUGACCUAUGACAUCCAGAGGAUCCACUUCCACGACAGCUUCGAGGCCACCAAGAAGGCCUGCGACCAGCUGGCGCUGGGGGUGGUGGCCAUCUUCGGGCCAUCCCAGGGCUCCUGCACCAAUGCCGUCCAAUCCAUCUGCAACGCGCUGGAGGUGCCCCACAUCCAGCUGCGCUGGAAGCACCACCCGCUGGACAACAAAGACACCUUCUACGUGAACCUGUACCCGGACUACGCGUCUCUCAGCCACGCCAUCCUCGACCUGGUGCAGUACCUCAAGUGGCGGUCGGCCACUGUGGUCUAUGAUGACAGCACCGGGCUCAUCCGACUGCAGGAGCUCAUCAUGGCCCCGUCGAGGUACAACAUCCGCCUCAAGAUCCGCCAGCUCCCCCUUGACUCUGACGACUCGCGCCCGCUGCUCAAGGAGAUGAAGCGAGGCCGGGAAUUCCGCAUUAUCUUCGACUGCAGCCACACCAUGGCUGCCCAGAUCCUCAAGCAGGCCAUGGCCAUGGGCAUGAUGACCGAGUACUACCACUUCAUCUUCACCACGCUGGAUCUUUACGCGUUAGACCUGGAGCCCUACCGCUACUCGGGCGUGAACCUGACGGGAUUCCGGAUCCUCAACGUGGACAACCCUCAUGUCUCGGCCAUCGUGGAGAAGUGGUCCAUGGAGCGGCUGCAGGCGGCUCCCCGGGCAGAGUCCGGCCUGUUGGACGGAGUGAUGAUGACGGACGCGGCCUUGCUGUACGAUGCCGUCCACAUCGUGUCUGUGUGCUACCAGCGGGCACCGCAGAUGACCGUGAACUCCCUGCAGUGCCACCGGCACAAGGCCUGGCGCUUCGGCGGCCGCUUCAUGAACUUCAUCAAGGAGGCUCAAUGGGAAGGAUUAACUGGACGGAUUGUUUUCAACAAAACCAGUGGCUUACGGACGGAUUUCGAUCUGGACAUCAUCAGCUUGAAGGAAGAUGGCUUGGAGAAGGUGGGAGUGUGGAGUCCCGCCGAGGGGCUCAAUAUCACGGAGGUCGCCAAAGGCCGAGGCCCUAAUGUCACCGACUCGCUGACCAACAGGUCUCUCAUCGUCACCACCGUGCUGGAGGAGCCCUUCGUCAUGUUCCGGAAGUCCGACAGGACCCUGUUUGGGAAUGACCGGUUUGAGGGCUACUGCAUCGACCUGCUCAAGGAACUGGCCCACAUCCUGGGCUUCUCCUACGAGAUCCGGUUGGUGGAGGACGGGAAAUAUGGGGCACAGGACGACAAGGGCCAGUGGAACGGCAUGAUCAAGGAGCUCAUUGACCACAAGGCAGACCUGGCCGUGGCCCCCCUGACCAUCACCCACGUCCGCGAGAAGGCCAUCGAUUUCUCCAAGCCCUUCAUGACCCUCGGCGUGAGCAUCCUCUAUCGCAAGCCCAAUGGCACCAACCCUAGUGUCUUCUCCUUCCUCAACCCCCUGUCCCCAGACAUCUGGAUGUAUGUGCUCCUCGCCUACCUGGGUGUCAGCUGUGUCCUCUUUGUCAUCGCCAGGUUCAGCCCUUACGAGUGGUACGACGCUCACCCCUGCAACCCCGGCUCCGAGGUGGUGGAAAAUAACUUCACUCUGCUGAACAGCUUCUGGUUCGGAAUGGGGUCCCUGAUGCAACAAGGGUCUGAACUGAUGCCCAAAGCCCUGUCCACACGCAUCAUUGGUGGCAUCUGGUGGUUCUUCACGCUGAUCAUCAUCUCCUCCUACACGGCCAACCUGGCUGCCUUUCUGACCGUGGAGCGCAUGGAGUCACCCAUAGACUCUGCGGAUGACCUGGCCAAGCAAACCAAAAUCGAGUAUGGGGCUGUCAAAGACGGCGCCACCAUGACCUUCUUCAAGAAAUCCAAGAUCUCCACCUUUGAGAAGAUGUGGGCCUUCAUGAGCAGCAAACCUUCGGCGCUGGUGAAAAACAACGAGGAGGGCAUCCAGCGGACGCUGACGGCCGACUACGCGCUGCUCAUGGAAUCAACCACCAUCGAGUACGUCACCCAGAGGAACUGCAACCUCACCCAGAUCGGGGGCCUCAUCGACUCCAAGGGCUAUGGCAUCGGCACGCCCAUGGGCUCCCCGUACCGGGACAAGAUCACCAUUGCCAUCCUGCAGCUCCAGGAGGAGGACAAGCUGCACAUCAUGAAGGAGAAGUGGUGGAGGGGCAGCGGGUGUCCUGAGGAGGAAAACAAAGAGGCCAGCGCCCUGGGCAUCCAGAAGAUCGGGGGCAUCUUCAUCGUCCUAGCCGCCGGGCUGGUCCUGUCUGUGCUGGUGGCUGUGGGCGAGUUUGUGUACAAGCUCCGCAAGACCGCAGAGCGAGAGCAGCGUUCGUUCUGCAGCACCGUGGCUGAUGAGAUCCGCUUCUCCCUUACCUGCCAGCGUCGGGUCAAGCACAAGCCGCAGCCUCCCAUGAUGGUUAAGACUGACGCCGUCAUCAACAUGCACACGUUCAACGACCGCCGGCUUCCGGGCAAAGACAGCAUGACCUGCAGCACAUCACUGGCCCCCGUGUUCCCCUAGGCACAAGUGAGCUGGGGACCGCCGGCCUGGGGGCAGGGCAGAGGAGAGCAAAGGACACUGGAAGGAACAUCCCCAAGCCCCACGCUGGACUUGGGGACCAGAGCUGCUGCCUGCCUGUUGGGCCAGGAGCCCUCUGCCCUUACCUACCAGGAAACCAGCAGGCCCCUAGGCCAGCUGCUUGGGCUUCACCCUCCUGUUGUUUCUUCUAUGGGUUUCUAAAGCUGCCAACCAAGACAGCCAAGGCCAAAGGAAGCACAUGCCUCUCUCAGGCCAAAUCCACCUGCCCCUCAACGCUCGUCUAUAGUCAGAAGUUUCUACCAUGGCCCUGCAGGGUCAAAAGGAAACAGGAAACAGCUCUCAUGUUGCCGCUCCUUCCCCACAAGGCCAGGCCUCCUGGAACUUGACUAUGAGACCAGAGACACAGACCUUGGGUACCGAAAAGGAUGCUAUCGUUUGGCUGCCAAUGGGAGCUGAAGCUGGAGGACAGCCACUCCACAUUCCUGGUCAGAAGGAAGAACUCGUCCCCCAGGGGCUGCUCACAUGGUCCUGAUCUCCUGGACUUGACACCACCCAUGGUGGAGCCCCUGUUUGGGCAAAGUUAAAGGCAGGAGCCCCACAGGGAAAAGGAGGAGUUUGGAGUCUGGGAGAGAGGAGGAUGCACAGAGAAUGCCAAUUUGAAUUCUUCUGGACAAUGUCCCAAAGGGUCCCGCUCCUCUAGAAGGUCUCUAGGAGUGGGAGAGUGGUCAGAGCAAGUUCUCUUCCCCAUUGUGACUGGAGGAGAAUGGACCCCCGGGAUCUCUCACAAAGGAUGCCCAGAGACACGGGCAGAGGAACAGUGGAUUCCAUGGAAAUCCCACAGGCCCUCAAGCCAUUGGAUUUUAUUUUGCUGGUCUCCAAGCUGUUUUCUAAGCCCCAGUGGCAUUAGGACGCUUGAGCUCUUUGCCAUCUAUUCUUCAGCAACUCCCCAUUCCUGGACAGUUGACCUUGACUGUCUUCUGUCAUCAUGAAAGGAGGAAAGUGGCCUAGAUUGAAGUGAACAUUGUCGCCCAUCCUCCAAGGAGGAUCAAGUCCACUGCACAGGCUCACUUUGGGGUAGCUGGAUUGGGGGGGCGCUUAAAGAACUCCAUGCCUCCUGGACUUGUCAAACCUAAAGAUGCCCCGCAGAGGAAAAAUGUCCAGGGGGCAGAAUAGCCUUCCUGGUAGAGGCCCCUGGAGUGGGGAGGGUGAAGCUGCCUCCUGGAGGAUUAACCAAAUACCCCACACAGAGAUACAAGGUCAUGAUAGCCCCUGGUCUCUUGUCCAGAGGAGCUAGGACCUUGUGGGGUUUGGGGGUUCAGCAGAGGAAGUGCAGCGAGGGGUGGACCAGGUGAUAUGUGGGUUCCAGCCAGCUGGGACAGAUACUCUAGGUCUGAGACUCUUAAGACUCUGGGAGGAGAAUGAGACGUGGAGGGAUUAGGAACAAAGUGUCCUUAAAGAGAGCACGAUGAGGCCAGCAAGGCUGCCCAUGGCCAAGGGCAGAGGGCAGGCUUUGCGCCAGGGAAAGGGGGCUGGAAAUCUGUACAGACACCAGGAGACACCAGCCACCCACCCCCGCCACUCUUCUGCUUCUGCCUGGGGACCCUGGUUAGGAAAAGAGCCACAUUUAGGUCUCAAGAACCUUCUCAGCUGGGGUGAAGGGUAAUCUCUAACUCUCCUCAGGAGUCCCAAAGCAGGAGAGCACAGUGGACGCAUGUGAAAACUCUCGUUUCUUCUCCAAACUGGGCCAAACCAGCUGGUUCCCAGGGCCACAGCGGUUCCGACAGGCUGUGAGCACUGGAGGUGGGAGAAGAGGGAUGGAAUGCCACGUGGCCAACAUGCAUCAUGAUAGGAAAAGCCA